GUAUAAAUAGUAAAGUUCCUAAUGUAGUCGCUCAACGUACAUCACAAGUUCGGGUAUUGGAUCCAGAGGUAGUACCAAGCGUUGACGAGGCAGUGCAAAUGUAUCUUCAUGCAGGGGGAACAAUAACACCUGAAAGCACAUUCGGAGUUGAUCCACUGGCAAAUUACGACAACCUUAUUCGAAGACGAGAGCAACUUUUCUCACAAAACAUUGGAUCAUCUAUUAAUAUUUUCAACAACGUUAUUAGUGGAGACGGAACGCUUAUGGAAACAGCUAUAUUAUUUUUUCUUAACACAACAGUAAAUAUAUCGCCCUUAGGCUUAGCCGUCUAA
Molecule: messenger RNA, 332 nt
Organism: Paramuricea clavata
Lineage: Eukaryota; Metazoa; Cnidaria; Anthozoa; Malacalcyonacea; Plexauridae
Source: the annotation of a GenBank genome assembly